Messenger RNA from Rhinolophus ferrumequinum (greater horseshoe bat), 351 nucleotides. Its product is annotated as 60S ribosomal protein L28-like. The coding region runs from base 1 to 351 and encodes 116 amino acids. Gene Ontology annotation, molecular function: structural constituent of ribosome. Lineage: Eukaryota; Metazoa; Chordata; Mammalia; Chiroptera; Rhinolophidae. Gene Ontology annotation, biological process: translation. Gene Ontology annotation, cellular component: cytosolic large ribosomal subunit; ribosome. The transcript has a single exon. The record is from RefSeq and is a predicted model, not a curated record.
AUGGUCGUGGGCAACUACUCCAGCUUCCUGAUCAAACGGAACAAGCAGACAUCCAGCACCGAGCCCCGUAACCUGAAGGCCCCCAACUCCUUCCACUACAACGGUCUGAUUCACCGCAAGACAGUGGGCGUGGAGCCAGCUGCCAUCGGCAAAGGUGUGGUGGUCAUCAUGAAGCAGAGAUCCGGCCAGCGAAAGCCGGCCACCUCCUACAUGCAGACCACUGGCAACAAGACCGCCCGGGCCACCCUCAGCAGCAUCCGGCACAUGAUCCGCAAGAACAAGUACCGCCCGGACUUGCUCAUGGAAGUCAUCCGAAGACCAGCGCCAUCCUGCGCAGCCAGAAGCCUGUGA